ACAGCCGCUGUGUGACAACAUGUUUGCAUGGGGAGAGGACGGACACCGGGGCUUCCGGCUGCAAGACGGAGCUUACAGCGACGGCAGGCCGGCAGCGGACGCCGGGGUCGGUCGGUUAAACCUCGGGUAUAACAUCGCGGAUCUGUCCGCGGGCCGCAGCGCGCUCGCAUUCGUCAAAACAAACGGAAACGCGUUCGUCAUUCGCACGAAUGAGAGGGAAGAUGGGACCAGAGUUAAAGGGAAACAGAAGUUCAUAAAGUAUAAAGAGAGGAUUCUGGCUGUGGGUUGUGGUGAUGAUAUGGUCAUACUGCUGUCUGAGGGAGGGGAAGUUCUCUGUGUGGACACAGCUCAAACCUACAAUCCAAAGCCACUGAAAGCUUUGAGUAACAUACAGGUGUCUCAGGUUGCUUGUGGGAGCCAGCACUCAGUGGCCCUCACCAAAGGUGGCCAGGUGUAUACAUGGGGCCAGGACUCCAGGGGCCAGCUGGGUCUGGGGAGGAGGAAACCCGGCGCCAACUCACCCCAACACCUCAGAUCUCUGUCGGGGCUCCCCCUGGUCCAGGUGGCUGCAGGGGGAGAGCAGAGCUUCGCCCUCUCCGUCUCCGGAGGCGUGUCCGGGUGGGGCAGAAACGACCGCGGGCAGCUCGGGCUGGGAGACACAACAGACAGACACACGCCAACUCCUGUUCAUUGUCUGAACAUGAAGACAACCAUUCACAUUUCCUGCGGAAAGGACCACACGGCCAUUCUGACGAAGAAUGGUGCAGUGUUCACAUUCGGCUCCGGUCAAUACGGACAGCUUGGGCACAACUCUUUCAGCGAUGAACUAAGACCUCGGCUUGUUGCGGAGCUCUUGGGGGCAAAGGUCACCAAGAUUGCAUGUGGACGACAUCACACGUUAGUGUUGACGGACUCCAAGAAGGUCUACUCCUUCGGCUGUGGAGAGCAGGGGCAGCUGGGACAUGGAGAGGAGAGUCAUCCGUCUGUGCCGCUACCUGUUCAACUAACACAGGACACGGAUGAUGCUCGAGUUAGAAACAUCUUCGCAGGAGGAAACUGUUCGUUUGCAGCGUGUGCAUCCAAUGAGGACGUUUCUAAGCAGGCGAACGCUGACGGUGUCAACAACAAAACACAGCAUCGUCUCGAUGACAUGAUUGAUAAAUGGACCUCCAAAUGUGAUUCAAAGUCAUGGAAAAAGAUCAAACAGGAAAUCCACAGGACGUUUUCUUCUGCAUCCUGUGUGAAUAUAAGCUUCCUUGAGCAAAGCAAAGACAAACAUUUCCAGACCUCCACAAAGUACCCGGGUUUGAACUUGUCACUCGCACGACUCGCUUUCGAGAAACUGGUGAAAAAGGACAAUGUUUUCGCCGAGGUCGAGGCUGCUGUCCUGCUCUUGCUUCCUUCCCUUGAUAAGAAGCCACUGGCAGUGGAGGGGUUAAGGAUCUACCUGCUUCUCAAUGAGCUCCUGCAUGUGAUCCAGAGACAUGAACAGCGUCGAACGAGCACAGAGCUCGCUGAGGCGGUCGCUGCCGCCGUCCUAAACUUGUCUGCUGACAGUCUCCAGGUCAUAGGGGACUGGUGGUCCUCACUGCCGUCCUCCACCAUGGUUGAACAUGUUAAUGUGUGGAAGCAGGCCCUCUCAGUGAUCCUGUCCUUAAAGCCUGUUCCUCGCAACUCUGGAGUCAGAAACCUGCUGCUAGUCCUCCAGUAUAUGUACAAUGCCAACAGCAGGAUCGCAGAACCCCAAAGAAUGCCAGAAAGGGACUUCUGUUUGUUGAUUGACAAAAACUUUCUCAAUCAGGAUCUGCAGCUUUGGCGUUCACGAUCUCAACACAAGUACAUGCAUGCUGAGCCACUUGUCCUGUGUAGCUUUCCAAUUCUGAUGGAUCUGGAGUCAAAAAAGUAUGUUUUUGACCUGAAUGCUGACUACACCAAGGUAAUCAAGAUCAUGAAAUCCCCAGGAAAAACAUUUUUGGAUUUUGGAUGCCCUGUCUCUGGAGACAUGUUCUAUGAACUGGACCUGAGGCGAGCAUCGAUUUUGGAAGACACCUUUAAACAACUGGCUGCUGCUCAUCACAGUUACUACAAGAUUCCACUUGUGGUUUAUUUUGAUGAAAACACUGCAUUCGAUAAUCUCUAAAAAGACUUUUUUCACGAAGUGUUUCAUGAGAUGAUGUCAGCUGAAACUGGGAUGUUCAUGCUCAACGACUCCAAUACCAUGGCAUGGUUCCCCUCCAAAGCAACAGAGGAGGACCAGAGAUACCUCCAGUUUGGGGUUCUGUGCGGAUUGGCUCUGUACAACGAGUGCAUCAUACACUUACCCUUCCCGUUGGCUCUGUUCAAAAAGCUGCUCGGUGUUAAGCCUUCACUGGAGGACAUGAUCGACUUCAGUCCACGCGUUGGAGAGAGUCUGCUGAACAUCCUGGAAGAUUAUGAUGAUGAUGACAUAAAAAACCUCUACAUGGAUUUUUUGAUCAACUGGGAUGGCACAGAGGUUGACCUUGACCCUAAAAAUCCUGAAAAGCCACUGACGGGGGAAAACAAGAAGGAGUUUGUGAAUGCCUACGUGAAUCAUGCCUUCAACACAUCAGUGGAGGGUCUGUUUCAGGAGUUCAAGCGAGGCUUCUUCCAGGUGUGUGACCAGGAUUUGGUGAAGCUGUUCCGACCAAAAGAGCUGCAGGAAGUGCUGGUGGGCAAAGACUUCCAUGACUGGGCAAAGCUGAAACAGAACACAGGUUAUGAGGGGGAGUACAAUACCACACCACCACACCCCACCAUACAGAUGUUUUGGGAGGUUUUUGAUGAACUAACUGAGGAUCAGAAGAAAGCUUUUCUUUGGUUUGUGACUGGCUUUGAAAGGGUGCCCAUUCUUGGCAUGGAAACGAUGAAGAUGACAGUCAGAGUUACACAAGUCCAGGACCACUCUUAUGACCAGUGCUACCCUGAGACGCAUACAUGUUACUCAACCCUGGAGCUGCCCUUAUACUCAACCAAGGAGAUCAUGCACACCAAGCUGACAGAGGCCCUGAGCAACAAUAGAAGAAUCUACAAGUGAUGGAGGGACUGCACCGUGACUGUAUCUGUACUCACCUUCUCAUUCAACUACUUUGAAUAAUCUCAUAUAUAAAACAUAUUCUGGUUUGUUGAGCAUUUGUUUGUUUACCACAUGAUUCCAUAUGUGUUCCUUCAUAGUUUGGAUGUCUUCAAUAUUAAUCUACAAUGUAGAAAAAAAAACCAUUGAAUGAGAAGGUGUGUUCAAACUUUUGACUGGUUUGAUAUAGAUAUAGAUAGUGUAUAUGUAUAUGUAUAUGUAUAAACUAUAUGUGUUGCAGGGGAAUCUUGCGUCAUUUUAAAAGUGUCACAUCUCCUCAGGUAAUAAAGAGUGUGAUUGUGUGUUAUUUUGGGGCCAAGUUGAACAAAAAAUGUUUAAAACAAAAUUAAUGUGUACAGCAAAGCAUAGGGAGGAAAUGUUUGUUACAUGUAAAGUUUUUCAUGUUGGAGCAAUAAAAAAUGAAACUGGUUUAAUUCAA
Messenger RNA from Anoplopoma fimbria (sablefish), 3530 nucleotides. RefSeq names its product probable E3 ubiquitin-protein ligase HERC4. The record is from RefSeq and is a predicted model, not a curated record. Lineage: Eukaryota; Metazoa; Chordata; Actinopteri; Perciformes; Anoplopomatidae. Gene Ontology annotation, biological process: ubiquitin-dependent protein catabolic process; protein ubiquitination. Gene Ontology annotation, molecular function: ubiquitin protein ligase activity.